AUGGUCGCUACAUUCAUCGUCGCCUUCUCGGCGGUUUUCGGCAUGGCGGAGGCCAUCCGACACACGCAGUCGCAGGCCCGCAGGAAAGAGCAUCGCAGUCGGAAGAAUAAUCUCAUAAUCCGAUGCCGCAAAUCAACGUGUCACUCCCCAGAUAUCCACGGGAAGCACGUAGUCCUCUCCGGAGACAAGCUCUUCGUCGACACCGGCACCGACCCAGACUCGGCGUUUGGCCACCAGUUUGCGGGCUACUUCCUGCCGUACCCGGACAGCCAAUACGCCGGUCUCGUCUCGACCAUCUGCGACGAGCCGCCCAUCAUGAACUGGAUCUACGUGGACCGGGACACGUACGAGGUCAAGUUUGGGACCCGGCCGUACGCCCAGCCCAACUACACGGGCCCGUUCGACUGCACCAGGCAAGACAAGCGACUCACCUUUGCCAGCUGGGAAGGGUUUUGCGUCGUCAAAACAGGCAAUUUCUGGGCGCUCUACUUUGACGUUGAGCAGGAUGGGCUCAAGUCGAAGCUGCCAGAGGGCGUGACCGCCCUCGAGGUGGAUCUCCUGCGCGUCGAGGUACCUGUGAAACCGGUCAAGCCGGAGGAAGAAGAGCAAGCGGAGGGCAAGGAUUCCGGUCAAGAGGGCAAAGAGAACGGCAACAGUGACAAUGGCAACAACAGCGGCGGCGCUCACACAGCAGCAAAUGAGGUGGAGCUGGAGUCUCCCGAGGUUGACUAA
Molecule: messenger RNA, 732 nt
Organism: Colletotrichum orchidophilum
Lineage: Eukaryota; Fungi; Ascomycota; Sordariomycetes; Glomerellales; Glomerellaceae
Exons: 2
Coding region: 1-732 (243 amino acids)
Source: RefSeq, a predicted model, not a curated record